Messenger RNA from Cajanus cajan (pigeon pea), 2230 nucleotides. Lineage: Eukaryota; Viridiplantae; Streptophyta; Magnoliopsida; Fabales; Fabaceae. The record is from RefSeq and is a predicted model, not a curated record.
AUUUGUAAUUUUUUAAGGCAGGGAACAAUAUGAAAGCUCAAAUUCUUUUUGGGAGUGGGAGGUGUGAGGUGGGUCUUGCAGAGUUUCACUAAUCAUGUUUACCUUUUCCUUCACUUGCUCUCAUCAAUUCUGGCCUCAACACACCACCACACUCCAAACCCACCUCCCAAAACAAUCAAAAACUAUUUCCAAAAGUGAAAAAGGAAAACUUGAUGUUGUUGGUGCCACUCAUGAGGCUUUCCCCUUUCCUUCUCCUCCUUCUUGUUCUCUUGUUCAAUUAUGCCUUUUCUGAGUCUGGUGUUGGUGUUGGAUACCAACUCAUGGUGGCAGUUCCUGUGGAGUAUGACAUGAGUUUCAAAGGGAGGGCUUUUCUUGUGGAGACCAAUCAGACUGCACCAAAUUUCAGAGUGGCAUUGAGCAUUGAAGCCAUCAAUGGGAAAUACUCGUGCUCAUUGGAGGUUUUCCUUGGGGAUGUGAAGGUGUGGGAUUCUGGACAUUACUCCAGGUUUUAUACCACUGAGAAGUGCUUGCUAGAGCUCACAAUGGAUGGGGAUUUAAGGCUGAAAGGUCCUAAAGAAAGAGUGGGAUGGAAGACUGGAACUUCUGGACAAGGUGUGAAGCAGAGAUUGCAGAUACUGAGGACAGGCAAUCUGGUGCUUGUAGAUGCACUUUACAAUAUAAAGUGGCAGAGUUUCAAUUUUCCAACGGAUGUGAUGCUGAGGGGUCAGCAACUUGAUGUGGCAACUCGCUUGACAUCUUCCCAAAGCAACUCAAGCUUGUUCUACUACUCUUUUGAAAUUGAGAACAAGAAGGUUGCUAUGUACUUGAACUAUGGUAAAUUGAGGUAUUCUUACUGGGGGUUUCAGCCUUCUAUGAAUCGAAGUAUUACAUAUGUUAAGCUGAGUUCAAGAGGGUUGGUGUUGUUUGAUGUCAAAUACAAGAAAAUAGCACAAAUUCCAGCUAAAGGGAUUCACCCACUGAGAUUUCUAGCACUGAAGAAUGAAACAGGAAACUUAGGCCUCUAUUACUACUCACCUGAGAAAGGAAACUUUGUGGCCUCUUUUCAAGCACUAAACAGCACAUGUGAUCUUCCAAUUGCUUGUAGACCUUAUGGCAUAUGCACAUUCUCCAAUUCCUGCUCAUGUAUUCAGCUUUGGACAAAUGAAAUCAAGGCUGGUGCUGGUUGCAGUGGGGGGGUUUCAGGAGGGUUUUGCAAUGGUAAAGAGGCAGAAAUGCUGGAACUAGAUAAUGUAAGUAGUGUGCUUAAAAAUGUUCCUAAAAUGGUCAAUAUUAGCCAAAAAGCAUGUGCAAAUUUGUGCUUAAAGGAUUGUAAAUGUGCUGCUGCAUUGUAUUUUGGGAAUGCAAGCACAGGUGUGGCAGAAUGUUAUCUUUAUAGAGUAGUGUUGGGUCUAAGACAGGUAGAUAAAAGCACAGGAUUUAGUUAUAUGGUUAAGGUCCCAAAGGGUACUGGUAAAAACCAUGAGAGACAUAGUGUGAAAAAAUGGGUGUUGGUUUUGGCAGGAGGAGUUGAUGGACUCAUACUUCUACUUCUUGUUGGAGGGUUUGGUUACUGGUUGGUUAAAAGGAGAAGUCAUAACUUGCAUUCUCAAGCCAGCACUACAUGAUCUGUCGAGUAAAGCCUGGCCAGGUUUAAUGUCUGAGUUCAUAAGUGAAAAAACAAAAUUAGAGGAAUCAUUCAUUGAAACAUGUAAACACAAUUUUGGUUGAUUUCAGGAGAAUGACAUCAUAGAUCAUCCAAGUGAAGUGAAUUUUUUUAUGACAAAAUGCUGCAUAUUUGCAGCAUAUAGAAAAUUUGUUUUUCAAUGAUGGAAAUAGAUGUGAACUUUUGAAAUGUCGAUUUCUGAAGUUAAAGUAUACAUGUUUGGUUUCUUCAUGAAUCAUGUUUCUGAUUGUGCAUCAUUUAACUAGUUAAUUAUCUUGUGGUUAUUAGACCUAGUGAUUAAUUUCAUCAAUGAAAGAUAAUACCUCUAAGUAUUAAUGGCAGACAUCUGUUUAGGUUGAGAUAUGAGAGGAUCUCCCUUGUUUGUUUUCCAUCUCAAAUUGUAAGUUCAUGAUUUGGACCUGGGCUCAAGGUUGAUUUCUUUCUUUCUUUUUUUCUUUUUAAUUCUUUUACAAAAAAAAAAAGUAUUUCUCUUUUAGAAUUCCUUCCCACGAAAGCAAAGCAUGUAUUACAAUCACUAAUCCCUGAAAUCGGAAGGUCUUGCUCAUU